GAGUCUCAGUGGCAGUGCGCUAGUUUAUUUGCCUCCCCGUUAGAACAGGUUGACGGAACGCCGGGGGCAAGCAACUUGCCACAUGAGUCCAUCCCGCUUUUUUCGACUUUGCUAUCGACCCAGUCAACCAUGUCGCUGUCUCUCGACUCUCUACAAUGGCGUCCUUCUCCUCCUGUCUUCAACCGCAUCUCACCGCACAAACCAGUAACCCAACAUGCCCCCCACCACCGUUCUUCAGCUUCUCCUCUUCUUCUUCUUCUUCUUCUUCUUCUUGUCUUCCCAAGUCCACACGGUAGCUGCUGCAGGGAACACUCUCCACCCCGGCGACACCAUCGGCAUCAACCGGACCAUCGUCUCUUCCGCCGGAACGUUCGCCCUAGGGUUCUUCAUCCCCCGCCACUCUCCCUCGACCUCCUUCUACCUUGCUAUUUGGUACAACGACACUGGAGACGACGCGGCGGUGUGGGUGGCCAACAGAGACAGCCCCGUCGCUGACUCCGCUGCGGUUCUGGCCUUGCAGCUCGAUGGGAACCUUGUGCUAUCCGACAGCGACGGCAGCAAGAUUUGGUCUUCCAAUACCUCGUCGACUUCGAAUGGCACCGAGGCCGUACUCUUGGAUUCUGGCAACCUCGUCUUGCGAUCGGGUGACGCCGAUACCACUAUUUGGGAAAGCUUCGAUCAUCCCACCGAUACCCUGCUUCCCAACAUGAGGAUCGUUUCCUAUUUCGGGAUCGGCGUCGCCACGAGGAUCGUGUCGUGGAAAACAUCGAGCGACCCAGCCACAGGAACUUUUAGCUUGGGCAUUGAUCCGAGAACUUUCAUGCAAGCUUUCAUAUGGCGCGGAUCGGAGCCUUACUGGAGAAGCAAUGCGUGGAAUGGGUCAGUUACUUUCACGGAGAACGAGGACAACGAAUCCAUAUCCAGUUUCUACAUUACGUCGCUCUCCGGCGGCAAGCAGAAUAUGUCCUGGUCGUACAUGGUAACGCAGGGUUUUCCAGCGACGAGAUUAGUGAUUGAGGAAACAGGGUUCCUCAGGCUGUUAACUUGGCAAGCGGCCAGCAAGAGCUGGGUUACUCGAGCAUCAUAUCCGAACAUGGAAUUUGGGGCUUGUGUUCUGUACAACCAGUGCGGUCCAAAUGGCAUGUGCGUUGGCAGGAACGCCACACUCUCGUGCAAAUGCUUCGCUGAGUUUUCACCAAACAACUCCACAGAGUGGGCUGCUGGCAAUUACUCAGGUGGUUGUGUGAAAAAGACUAGAUGGGAUUGCAGCAAGGGAGGAUUCUACAAGGUUUAUAGCAAGAUGAAGUUGCCUGAUGGCAUGCUACUACUAAGAGAUGCUGGUGCAAGUGAGUGUGAAGCCAAUUGUUCGGCUACCUGCAAUUGCACAGCCUACUCUUUUGACAGCACGAGGAGCAUUGAGAGCACAACUAGAUGUCUGGUUUGGCUUGGAGAUAUGAUUGAUCUCGUGCAAAAUUCGUCUGGAAUGGAUGAACUUCAUGUGCGUGUCUCUGCGGCUGAUCUUGAUAAUAAUUCUCAAUGUGAUGGACAUUCACAUAAGAGAAAACGUUUACUUGUUAUUAUGCUUACGGUAGGCACUGCUGCAAUGCUUCUCUCUGGAACAACAUGCUAUUUUAUGUGGGCGAGGCACAUGCGAUUGGGAAAAACAAGAAGAUUGCUCGAGUUAAGAAUUCCUGAUACUAUUGGAUCUGAUAAGGGAGCCAUUAAUGUCCCCCUGGUUGAUUUUUUCAGUAUUCGCAAGGCAACAGAUGACUUUGCGGUUACAAACAAACUCGGUGAAGGUGGUUUUGGUUCUGUCUACAAGGGAAGACUAGAAGAUGGCCAGUUUAUAGCUGUAAAAAGGCUCUCUGAGAACUCAAAACAAGGCUUUGAGGAGUUGAACAAUGAAGUUAAGCUAAUUGUCAGACUUCAACAUACUAAUCUUGUCAGGCUUUUAGGUUGGUGCAUUCAUGAAAAUGAGAAAAUGCUCAUCUAUGAAUAUAUGCCCAACAAAAGUUUGGAUAAAUACUUAUUCGAUUCAAACCAUUCAACGCAAUUAGACUGGCAUAAGAGAUUCUGUAUAAUACAAGGCAUUGCUCAAGGACUUCUUUAUCUCCAUCGCUAUUCAAGACUACGCAUCAUUCAUAGAGAUUUGAAGACAAGCAACAUCCUACUGGAUGAAAAUAUGAUUCCCAAAAUUUCAGAUUUUGGUUUGGCAAGGAUAUUCGGAGAAAGUCAUAUGGAACAAAACACAAGGAGAGUAGUAGGCACAUUUGGUUACAUGGCACCAGAAUAUGGCUUGCAUGGUCGUUUUUCUGAAAAAUCUGAUGUAUAUAGCUUUGGGGUGAUUCUCCUUGAGAUCAUUUCUGGUAAAAGAAACUCCGGCUCAUACUCGAUUAACGAUUCAUUCAGUCUUCUUGGAUAUGCAUGGUAUCUUUGGGUGGAAGGAAGAAGUUGCGAACUGGUAGAUCCCCAAUUGAUUGAUUCAUUCCCAGUUUCUGAAGUGGAGAAAUGCGUUCAACUUGGUCUGUUAUGUGUUCAAGAUAGGUCCACCGACCGACCAACAAUGGAUGCUAUCGCCAUCAUGCUGGUGAACAGGAACCCAGUUUUACCAUCGCCUCAGCAACCUGCCCAUGCCUCCACAAUGGAUUCACCAACACUGGUGCCAAUCCCAUAUUCCUGGGCACCAGAAUUGACCAUGAGUACCAUUGAAGGGAGAUGAAUUUUCUUCUUCAAUCCCUAUAGUAUUAGUUUGAAGGAAUUACAUUCGAUUUAAUAGUUUCAUAGAGUUGUUUAUGAAGUUAUAUAGGUGCAGUUCUCUGUCCUUUACUAAUGUUUUCUCUACCUCUAAACUACAAUGCUUGUAGAGUUUAGUGUAAAGAUCAAAGGGAAUACUAUCAUAUGAUUUUCUUUGUAGAUUCAUGUUGUGGCUGUGCUUAAAGAAAUUUACUAUUGUGCUUUUCUAUUGUUGAUUCUGAAUUGUUAUGCAUCUGGAGGCGGCAUUGUGUUUGCCCAGUUGUGGUGGUUUGUUAUCCAGAUGAAGGUGGUGCAGCUGGAGGCCACAUUGCGAAGGGCAGCAGUCAUGUGGCAGCCAGGAGAUCUUCAGAUUAAGACACCGAGCUGCAUCCAGUAUCAGAAGAAGACGAGUACCAUGAUGCCUCCAAUCAGCAUAAAGAGAGGGAUAUAUAAAGUCUCAAACAACACAUUUCAAACGCGUACUUUAUCAUCAAACCUUCAAAGAUCUCAGCAACUCCUCCAAUGCUAAAGCUUCUCCGAGUUUGAUUAUUCAAUGGUGUUUCAUUCUUCUAUUCUAUGUAACAUGCUCGAGGAGUCGGAGAAGGCACAAAAUUCUAUGCAAUUUCCAAAGCAGAGGAAACAUGGCUCGGCGCUGGAGAUACGGGAAGACUUCACUCACCUUUCCUACUCCGGCCAACUUUGCCUUGAAGGCUUGAACCAUCCUCUAGGUUGACGGAGAUUCCAAAGGCUAUGCCUUUCGUUUCUACAUUCGGCUACUUGUUGCUGGCUUGCGACGUUCCUUCGGCAUCGGUAAUAGCGUCAUCAAAUCCCUCUUGUUCUUCCGCUUCUCCGCGCUGAACGGAGUCCGGGUCGGGCUGGAGUGUGCCAUCUGCCUCGCCAAGUUCACCGACACGGAAUUGCUUUCGCAACAACUGCUUCGCCUUCUGCCUAAGUGCCGACCCACCUUUCACCUCGGCAAGUUCAUGGAACUCGAUCUCAGCCGCAAUCGGCUCAGUGGUGAUCCCGUCGUCGAUUGGGCAUCUUGUGCUGCUCAAUUCACUCGAUCUGUCCAUUAACAAGCUCUCUGACUCAAUCCCGACGGCGAUGGGCAGCCUCAAAGUUCUCUUUCCUGAAUCUCUCCUCCAAUGGCUUCAUUGGCGAAAUCCCUGCGGUGCUACAAAGUGGGGUGUAUGACCGCAGCUUCCUCGCGAACCUCCGGCUCUGCCGCGCCAUUGGCGGCGUCUUUUUCAACAUGCAUCGUGGCUGCAACGGUUCCGGUAGACUUGCCCACGGCUUCCGUAUCCUCGUCUUUACCCCGGGCAUGACCAUUUUACUGACGGCGAUGGCCUUCGCGACCUUCGUCUAUAGGGACCAACAGAAGAAGCUUAGAAGAUCUGUCGGAGGCUAUGACGACAAUCUCUCGUUGGAAGCUGACUUUGUUCCAGACAGAUCUCACCGAAUCCAACAUCCUCUGCGGCAUGGAGGAGAACGCGAUCAGUAGUGGAGGCGCUGGUUGCUUCUACAAUGCCGCCUUGGGUAACCGCACCGGACAGAAGGCCCCAUGGCUAAGCCGUAGGGGCUGCCUUGCCCGUGCUUGCUUAUGUGACGACGGCACGGCUCGCUUGGGAUAGCUUCUACGGAAGGAACUCCGGGCGGGCGAUGUUCGAAUUAAAGAUUCGUAGGAAGAUAAUUAGUAAAUACAGAGGAGCCGAAAAUAAUUUUUAAACUAAACAUUAAUCACCUUCUAUUUUAUGAAAAAUAAAAAUUUUAUCCUAGUC
Molecule: messenger RNA, 4511 nt
Organism: Zingiber officinale
Lineage: Eukaryota; Viridiplantae; Streptophyta; Magnoliopsida; Zingiberales; Zingiberaceae
Product: receptor-like serine/threonine-protein kinase SD1-8
Exons: 8
Coding region: 215-2719 (834 amino acids)
Biological process (GO): protein phosphorylation; recognition of pollen
Molecular function (GO): ATP binding; protein serine/threonine kinase activity
Source: RefSeq, a predicted model, not a curated record